CUUUAUCUGCGUGGAAAGUACAUUACCCAUGCCUAGUUAUUAAAAAAUAUCUUAAAUAAAAAAACACAAUGAAUUUUGCCUGUGUUAACAUUCAAUAUUUGUUUUCUGUACAUUUAACAAUACUACUUCCACAUGAUACUGAAUGUACCAUUUCUCAUUUGUUCUAUGUAAUUACAAAUUGACACUGUUUACAUUUUAUUGUUACUAACAUUGAUUUUAUUCCUCAUUUGUUCUAAUUCCUUUUGUGUAAAUCUAUAUACAGGAUGCCCUGCAAGAAUGGAACCAUAGGAGUUAUGUUGAUUUUUUAUGUAUUCUUUCACAGUUAAGUUGUUUGUUAAGUUAUGGCAAUGCGACACUUGGGUGAUCUACCUAGGGGGAUGCCUUCCGGGAGGUCUUUUUAAUGGAAACUGGUCCCUAUUUGGGCGUUACAGACGCGGAGAAAACCCGGAAAACUCCACGUGGCCAGCCCGUCCAAGCGAGGCACAAAUCCACAGCCGAACUCCCAGUGUUCGGGGUACUAAGACCGCUUGGCCACUUGUGGGCUCUUCACAGUUAAGGCACGUUGCCAAAGAGCAACAGGCAAAAUCUAGACUGUCACUCAAACAUGAUGAAUUAAGAAAUAAAAAUCAACAUAUUCCUAUGAUUCCAGACCAUGGGAACCUGUAUAUGUCAAAUGUCGGAACGUAUCGACUCAGAGAUCCAGAAUUAACAAAACUCAUUGUUUCUAGUGCCCUUCGACUCGGUUACAAGUUAAUCGACACUGCAUCCGGUUAUAAAAAUGAAGAAGUCAUCGGUAAAUGUCUGAAAGAGGAACUGAGUAAGGGAAACAGACGACGAGAGGAUGUAUUCAUUACUAGCAAGUUAGGUCCGGCUCAGCACGGAAGACAGCAGGCUCGGGCAACGCUGACAAAAUCGCUGAGCGACCUUCAGACGACCUACCUGGACCUGUAUCUGAUACACUGGCCGGGCUGCAGCGGGUUGCAGCCAAAUGAUCCACGGAAUUCCAUUCUACGUAAGGAGAGUUGGCUAGAAAUGGAAGAAAUGUACAAAGAAGGUAAAAUUAAAGCUAUUGGUGUUUCAAACUAUACUAUUGCUCAUCUUGAAGAAUUGUUAAGCUACUGUUCCAUUCCACCUGCUGUUCUACAGGUUGAAAUUCACCCAUUCUUGUGCCAGAAAGAAUUGAGAAAGUUCUGUAACCAGCAUGACAUUCAUGUCCAGGCAUAUUCUUCAUUGGGGGCUUCUGCCGGAUGUGUGGAGCUGAUGUCCAAUGAAGAGGUACAAGAUAUAGCAAAAUACCUCUCCAAGUCACCAAGCCAAGUACUGCUAAGAUGGGCAAUACAACACAGUAUAAGUAUCAUUCCAAAGACUUCCAGAGUUGACCGGUUGGAAGAGAAUGCAAAUAUAUUUGAUUUUUCAUUAAGUGACAACGAUAUGAAGCGGUUAGAUGAUCUAGACAGAGAUUGUCACUAUUGUUGGGAUCCAAAACUUAUUUUGUAGUUUUAUAAAUCUGAAAAAUAUCUGUGAUGAAGAA
This is a messenger RNA of Centruroides sculpturatus (bark scorpion), 1531 nucleotides long. RefSeq names its product glyoxal reductase-like. Gene Ontology annotation, molecular function: oxidoreductase activity. The transcript is spliced from 9 exons. Bases 307 to 1497 code for a protein of 396 amino acids. NCBI's taxonomy places the organism in Eukaryota, Metazoa, Arthropoda, Arachnida, Scorpiones, Buthidae. The record is from RefSeq and is a predicted model, not a curated record.